Molecule: messenger RNA, 1512 nt
Organism: Erpetoichthys calabaricus (reedfish)
Lineage: Eukaryota; Metazoa; Chordata; Cladistia; Polypteriformes; Polypteridae
Exons: 6
Coding region: 19-1512 (497 amino acids)
Cellular component (GO): membrane
Source: RefSeq, a predicted model, not a curated record
UUCAGCAUCACUUGUGAGAUGGCAUCAUUGAACCAAACUGGGAAGCUUUAUCUGCUAAAGUCGGUCAAAGAAAACAGUAGUGCUGUUCAGAGCAAGAAUCUCAAAGGCGCUUCUGCCACUUUCCUCUUCACAAAUGCAGACUUUGCAGAUGAAGGGAAUUAUUCUUGCUGGCAGAAUUCUAGCUCUUCUUUCCAUUCCCAAGAGAGUCUGCCUAUUGAACUCCAAAUCAAAGAUCCAUUGCCAACCCCUUUCAUCUCAGUAAGCAGUCAUACCGGUGACAUUGCACAUGGCCAAAGUUUCCACAUCAAUUGCUCUAUAGAAACCACCUACUCAUUUGGGACUUUCAAGUUACUACAGACUGCUGGAAACAUGACAACAAGACCUCUGUCAAAGGAAACUUUAAACCAGUCUGUCACAUUCUCCUUCCUUCGUACAGACUUCCUCAAUGAGGGUAAUUACACCUGUGUGUAUGAAACUACAAUUUCUGGACGUAACAUUAGUUCUCCUGAGAGCAGAUCUAUAUCAGUCACUGUCACAGGCUUAAGGCUUGCUAACGGUGGACGCUGUGCCGGUCGAGUUGAAGUCUUCUACAAAGGGACCUGGGGAACAGUCUGUGACAAUGCAUGGGGACUGCAAAAUGCAGAUGUGGUCUGUCAGCAAAAAGGCUACGGUGCAGCAGUGUCAGCUCCACACAAUGCAGCCUUUGGCUUGGGAAGUGGUGACAUCCUGCAGGAUGAUGUCAGAUGCUUUGGAAAUGAGAUGGCCUUCUCUCAGUGUCCUUUCAGGGGCUGGAGAUUACACAACUGUGAUCACAGUAAAGACGCUUCUGUUAUCUGUCAAGAUUUCAUUCAAAAGCCACAAAUUUCCCUGACUUCUGUAUACAACUAUUUUAUGCCUGGAGAAGUUUUUCACAUUGUUUGUUCCAUGGAUUUUCCACUUUACACUCUUGUGGAUUUUUAUCUUUACCAUAAUGAGGGGCAAAGUGAAAGAGAGACAGCUGCUGUCCAUAAGACCAAAGUGAAUUUCACUCGGAGCAGAGCAGCCUCUAAUCAUGAAGGGAACUACUCCUGUCGAUUUCAAGUACAGGGCACUCAUCUCCGUUUUGAUUCACCCUUCAGUGACAGUAUCUACAUAAAUAUAGUGGAUCUGAAAAAGCCAAAUAUUUCGAUUGGUCACCAAGAUUCAAAACACAUCAAGGGACAAAGUCUGGAUAUCAUCUGCUCCACAAUAUCAAAGUACCCAGGCGGAAAGUUUCAUCUUUUGAAAUUAACCAAAUUUAAUUUUACCAAUCUGCAGUCUGUGGUUUCUUUUAACCACUCUGCUGUCUUCUCACUCCCCAAGACAGCAAUUUUUCAUGAAGGAAAUUACUUGUGUCAGUAUGAGGUAGAGGUAUCUGGACGCUCCUUUGUUUCUCCUCUUAGUGAUCCUGUUAAUAUUACAGGCAGUGAACACCUUUUACCAAAGCUUGACUUGAAAUAUGAUCAUCAUUGUACAAGUAGUUCAGAAAACUGA